AAAAUUGGGGAGGAAAUAGCCUUCCCGGGAUCAGCGUUGCAGUAUAGAGUUACGACGGAGGCCCCUCCCCCUGUCUGGCUCGCUCUUUUUUCUCAACCUCUCGGUUGGCUUUCCGUGAGGGCUCGCUCCUGCUCACGCUCAGACCGCCGCGAAAUAGCAGGCAGAAGAUGGCUGACUCGACCGGGCACGGUGAGCCCGCAACAGCAGCACCAGCAGCAGCAUCAAGUUCACCGGGGCUUCUCGCGCGCUUGCCAUUCGCUGCCACUCCGCAACUCUAACGGCCCCGCCUCACUCAGUGCCCGGGUUUUACCCCCAAAUAUUGACAGAGAUUUAAAGAAAACAUGGCUGAGAUGGAGAAAGAGAUGGGAAGACCCCCGGAAAACAAGAGGAGCAGAAAACCAGCUCACCCCGUGAAGAGGGAAAUAAACGCAGAGAUGAAGGUUCCGGCCAAUCGGCCCCUCCCCGAGGCGGGGCAAGCAGGCAAUCUCCAUGGCAACUCGCCCUACUUGAUGAGUUUUGCCGAAAACACAAUGAAUGAGCUACUUGGAUGGUAUGGAUAUGACAAAGUGGAGUUACGAGACUCAGACGACAUUGAGAUGCGUAACUACCCUGAUGCAGAAAUGCGGCAGCACAUCUCUGUCCUAAAAGAGAACUCUUUGCCAAAAGCAUCCACAGUGGAGAACAACGCUGGUUCUCCUACGCACGCCAACAGCACUGGCUCUACUCCAACAUCACGAAACGGAGUGACGGCCGAAUCAUCUGCAAACCCUUCCUCCUCAAAGGAACAUGGAGGCCUGCCAAUCAUAGUGCCCUUAAUCCCGCCUCCUCUGAUUAAAGCACCAGCCGAGGAGGACACCUCUAAUGUUCAGAUAAUGUGCGCAUGGUGUCAGAAGGUGGGAGUGAAGCGUUAUUCUCUCAGUAUGGGCUCUGAACUGAAGAGUUUCUGUAGUGAGAAAUGCUUCGCUGCCUGUCGACGUGCCUACUUCAAACGCAACAAGCUUGGAUAUGUGAGGAAUUGCAGUGCCAGAGAGGAGGAGGGCGUUCCACACCACAGCUUGUCCAAAGACACGCCCAGACUUGUGCUCAAGACAAACAGCGAUGUGCUUGUCUGUGAUUGGUGCAAACACAUCCGGCACACUAAGGAAUACCUAGAUUUUGGUGCGGGGGAAAGGCGGCUUCAGUUCUGCAGUGCAAAGUGUCUAAACCAAUAUAAGAUGGAUAUAUUCUAUAAAGAGACUCAGGCUGCGCUACCAGGGGGAUUCUGUAACCCACCUCUCCCAGCCAAUGAUACUAAAUCUGAAAGUGGAGCAGGUGUACAGCUUCUAACACCUGAGUCAUGGAGCUCACCUCUGAACGAGCUCCGCGGUCGCAAGGCACCAUCACCAGGGGGCAUCACCUCUGUAGCCGGACCCUCUGGAUCCACAUCAGGGUCACCAUCUGAAACUGGAACGGUGUGUUCAUCUUCGUCUUCGUCAUCAUCAUCCUCAUCAUCAUCUACGAAAAUCCCCACACCACGGCCACACGAGAGCCCUGUGUUACCUCCCCCUCCCCCACCGCACUUAGCUGGUUUACACCCAGCUCUGGGUAUGCCACCCGGCAGCCCACCGAUGGUCAUGACUCCACGUGGUCCGGUUCCUCUUCCUCUCUUUAUGGAGCAUCAGAUGAUGCAGCAUAUUCGCCCUCCAUUCUUACGCCCCCCAGGCCCCAACAGUCCUCAUUCCAAUCCCAUAAUACCUGGAAUCGGGCCACCACUCCCUCCUAGAACUUUGGGACCUCCAUCAAGCCCCAUGCACCGCUCACUGCUCUCUCCCCAGAUGCACCCGUCCUCCACUCCAACCCUUUCUGGAAAUCCUCCAGGUAUGAUGCAUCCUCACUCUGGUACCCACAUGCCAUCUUUGCCUUUCCCCCCAGUUAACAUGAUGCCAACUGGACCCAUCCCUGUACCACCCAUUAUGAACAUAGGCAUGCCUUCUCUUGCCCCAUUAGUGCCACCACCAACAUUAUUAGUGCCCUAUCCGGUGAUUGUGCCAUUACCAGUACCAAUACCCAUACCGGUACCCAUACCAUUCAGUCCCCAUGCAUCACGUGAUCGACCAGGAAAUGACGGAACGCUUCCGAAUGCCUCAAAUGAGCACAGUGACUCAAGAGUACCACCCUCGUUUUCUCCUAGCCCCUCUAGAGAGAAGGGGAGGGAUUUUCAGCAGGCCCCACCCACCUCAGAUACACUCUCACCAGGCUUUUCCAAACAGACAGAGCAGAGCAGGACAAACAUGGUGGAUCUGAUGGUUAAAACGGAAACCCCCGGAAACUUAAACUCUGGACACUCCCACAAAGACACACUAGCAGAUGGAGUGAUUGACCUAACGACCAAUCGCCGCUCACGGCAACAGCUAGUGAUCCAGAGAGCUGUAACCUGUGUUCAGGUAAAAGCAGAGCCUGGGAUAAGCCCACCACCUGUAGUUUCACAACUGGGUGAGGCUGAGGUGGAUGGGGCGUCCAAUUCUAGCACAGAGGAUAAUCACAGAGACAGUAAUUCUAAAAGCCCAUUGGCUAGUAUGGCAUUGCCUUGUGCUGAUCCUUCCUACUGCAGUGGCACUCCCCCUCUUUCUCAGCCAAUUACAUGCAUCACUAAAACUGUCCCUGGCAACAACACCACAGCUAAAACCGAGCCUGGCUCUGCUACGCCCUGCAAUGUAAUUGUCAAUGGGAGUUGUAAUGUGCCAUCUGCAGAGGGUUCGUUUAGGACAUCUCCGUUAGAACAUCGACCUCUCGUGGACCCCUGUCGCAGGUCAGCCACAGUGUGCGACGACCCCACUGGGGUAGAUCUAGAAGGUGAGGACCUGAAAGAAAACAGUUGCCUGGCCACAGAAAGAGACUCAGCAGUUAAAAGAAGUACAAAUGACCAGUCUGCCAUUACAACAGGAACUGGUGAGGACAAAUCACAAAGUCCUGACGAUGCUCCAUCUGGUGAGGACCAUGCCUACGCCCUGCCUAUAAUGCCCAAACCUGGCUGUGUCAUUCAGCCUGUGCCGAAACCUGCUGACAAAACCACUGCCAUCCUGCCAUGUGGCUUGACAGCCCCAUUAACAGGAACAGUGGCUAUGGAAAUGGAGCCUCCGCUAAAGAGAAGGUGUCUGCGUAUCCGCAAUCAAAACAAGUGAAACAGAUUGAUGUUAACAUCUCACCAAAGGGAUAAAGAGUAUUACACUGCAGCAGAGACCUUCAGCUGUCCACAAACUACACUCAAUCAAGAUGUCAACCAUGUUCCUCUACACUUCCUAAACCCACACACAUGCAUUGUAUGCACAUAUCACCCAGAUUGGGCAGCAAUCUGCUUUGUCUCCGCCCCUUUGGCUAAACAAAAAAUGACAAAAGUGUCAUUCAGGAAAGUAGAUUGGCUUUGAUGUUUGACCUUUAGUUGUGAUGUUGAGGCAAGAGAUAUUUCCCAUCCUCUCCACUAGACACCACAUCCAUGACUAGCUGAGGACUCCACUCCUAUUGUAUGGCAGUGGUAUUACAGUGCUGAAGACUACAGUGUAUAUAUGGAUUUCCAAGAUCUAAUACAAACCCAGAGCAGCUCGAAAGAUCUGAAUACUCUUUCGCUCAAAUCUUUCCCUCUCUUUCUCUAUUCCCUGACUAAGUGUAUCAGUAUCUGCAACACCAGCAAAACACUCUGUACCCUUUUUUAACUUCUUUCAGUCUAUCUCUCCUUUCUGAGGGAGAGGUGUUCAGCAACUGGACACCAAAACGACAGGAAGAGGAACGGGUCACUUCAUAAGUGGGCAAAAGAGUGAGCAAACUUCAGUUUUAUCUCAAAGAUGAAGCUGUAAAGGAUGGACACCUGACACAAAAACAGAAGACAAGUCUGCAUUACUGGACGACGGUGGACUUGUUUAUCUGCCUAUACUUGUGCAAUGAACAAUUCACUCAUUUGAUAACAGGGUACAGACCUCAAAAAUCAUUUAGGCCAACUGUUAAAAUGGCUGACAGCCUUGCGGCCAUUGGCUUGGAGACUGUUCCACCCGCAUGGCUAAAAUGGCAAGCUGAUAUUCUCAUAGUUAUGAUGGCACAUUGCAUAACUCAAUGAAUAGUUGGUCCAACACUGCUGGUGGGUUGUGUACUGUACACAUUGCUCUUAUAGAUCAGAUUGCUAGAGGGAAACCAUCGUCCGGAUGGGCAUUUGGUUUUUUUUAUCUCAUCAUAUAUAUAUGAUGAAUCGUUUUUAGCAUGGUGCUCUUGGUCAAGUUUUAAAUGAGAAAGAUCUCUCUUGGGUUUUCUAUCAGUGAACAAUCAAAACCAGUUGAGUGACUUUGGUUUGGUCAGCGGUGAGAUAGUGUCAGAGGUGCAUUCAUGAGGUUUGUUUUUAUUCUGUUGCUUUUUUGCCAAAUCCUAAUCAGUGCUAAAUUACAUUCAUCACAUCCUUUCCUGCUACGGCGACUGAAAGCGGUUUCAUUCACAUUUCCAAGGUGCCUCAGUGUAGAGUUCACUUACACAGGAUGCCAAGAACAUUUUAAUGAAAGGUAGACUUGGUUGGUAAAGUGGUCGAAGAGCCAAAAUGAUAUCGGUUACAAAGAGUACUGUAGGAGUCAAAUGCAUGGUUAGCAACUGUAUGCAUCUGUUUUUUGUUUUACUGAACUGAAGGAGAAAAUUUUUAAAACCCAGUCUGAGUGUGUGGGAGAAUGUGUGUCAAAUUUCUUUAGUAACUUUGGCCAAAAAUAGUUCAAUUUCACAAAACGUUCAAGUUUGCUCAAGCUGUUUUGGACAAAAAGUAGAGUGUCAAAAUUUUGGUCAAAACGCCCUUCAUGAAAAGAGGAAGUGAAACUCAAAGUGAAACUUCCUGAAAGCAGUUUAUUUCAAUUGUGUAUUUUUGUUUCUUCACCUCACCAGCAGAGUGAGUGGCCAUUAUUGACCCACCUUUACCAUGUUUUCCUCUCUCUCUCUCUCUCUCUCUCUCUCUCUCUCUCUCUCUCUCUCUCUCGCUCUCUCUCUCUCUCUCUCUCUCUCUCUCUCUCUCUCUCUCUCUCUCUCUCUCUCUCUCUCGCUCUCUCUCUUUCCUAUGCUCCUGGGUGAUAUACAAAGAGCAUUGAAGUGCUACCCUAUUCCUCUGUGGGAUUCAGUUUCGCAGCGGUAUUUUUUUUCAAUGGUAGACUCAGAGGUCUAACGAGUAGGGACUGGAUUUCUCUCUUGGGUUCAUAUGUGUCUGGGUCUCAUUCUAGUGUCAGAUUUAUGCACACACAUUCCUAUGUCAGAUAUAUUUUGUCAGUGCUGAUAUGGUUGGCUGACCCUACUUCUGGAUAGAAGUGUAGAGAACUGAUUGAUAUAAAGGGCAAAAUAUCAUAUGCUCUGUGUUUGGUGCACAUUGUGUUUAUGUUUGGGGGCAGAUUAAAGGAAUAGUUUACCCAAAAUAUUAAAAUUCUCUUAUAAUUUACUCUCAUGCCAUCUCAGAUUCAUGUGACUUAUAUUCAUAAGCGUAGAAUAUUGAAUAUUUUUUUAUCUGUUGUGCAUCAGAAGACAUUUAUUAACCCACUGGAGUUUGGAUUACUUUAAUGAUGGACGGAUGUGCUUUUAGAAGCUUGACCCCUCAGAGAAAUAACAUGAUGGCAUUUUAACACAAAACUCUUUGUUUGUGUUUAAAGGACAAGUUCGGUAUUUUAGACUUAAAGCCCUGUUUUCAGAUUGGUUUUGACUGAAAUUUCGACAUUUGCGGCUGCCCUGAGAAUUUUCGCGUGUUUGUGUUUCACCUCACACCUCUACAAUGGGUUUAAUGGUGCACUGGAACAAUCCUUCCUAAAAUGCAUUAAACUUUCGUUUACAAAGACGUGAAACUCACCGAGUGGUCAGGGGUGUUCACUGAUAUGCUCACACAAAAAUCGCUGCAAAAGACGCAUUCCAACAGGUUUUAUCGUAGAUUUUACCAACUCCAUUGACUUGUAUUAGAUGUCCUAUGAGGUAUGGUAUUUGUUUCUAUUCUUGCAAUUGGCAAUGGCGGAUUAGCGCCACCACCUGGGCUGGAGUGUCUAUUAUUCAAGCUCUAAGCGGAAGAAUGUACGGGUGUGAGGCGUUUGGAAAAAUAGGUCCACAAGUUAACAACGAAUGCUAAAACAGCUGUUGGAAUGCGUCUUUUGCAGCGAUUUUUGUGUGAGCAUAU
Molecule: messenger RNA, 6148 nt
Organism: Paramisgurnus dabryanus
Lineage: Eukaryota; Metazoa; Chordata; Actinopteri; Cypriniformes; Cobitidae
Gene: sobpa
Product: sine oculis binding protein homolog (Drosophila) a
Biological process (GO): animal organ development
Cellular component (GO): nucleus
Source: RefSeq, a predicted model, not a curated record